Anopheles bellator is the source of this 4429-nucleotide messenger RNA. It is a transcript of the gene Tango1, whose product is annotated as transport and Golgi organization protein 1. The record is from RefSeq and is a predicted model, not a curated record. The transcript is spliced from 7 exons. Lineage: Eukaryota; Metazoa; Arthropoda; Insecta; Diptera; Culicidae. Gene Ontology annotation, biological process: endoplasmic reticulum to Golgi vesicle-mediated transport; protein secretion; vesicle cargo loading. Gene Ontology annotation, cellular component: endoplasmic reticulum exit site; endoplasmic reticulum membrane. The coding region runs from base 3 to 4148 and encodes 1381 amino acids.
UCAUGAAACGAUCGGCUAGCAUUUGUUUUGUACAUAUUCUUUGUUUGGGAUUAGUGUUUACAGUGUUCGAAACUAGUGGUAAACUAUGUGGUGAUCCAGAAUGCACGACUGCUAUUUCAACCGCACAGGUCACGAUUCGCUACCGGGGUGGCGCUGGCCAAAAAGUUAACGUUGAACAAAACGAACAUCUGGACAUUUUAGCCAAGAACGUUGGAAAAGAUGAGUCCUACUGGGUACGAAAAGCGGACGGAAAAGAAGGUCUUCUGGCCAAGUAUUUCAUUCGGGAAACAAAGAUUCUAGUGGGCACCGCCGAUCUAAUACAGGUUAGCGAUGAUGCGCCCCAGAAACCCAACGCCGUUGAUCAAACGCCUCCGGCAGAUAACGUUACGCCCGUGCCAAGAGUUACACUUCCACCCGGCAAAAGUACACCGAUAAACGAUGGCAAUGCGGCGAAUGUUCCCAAAGCAGCUGGUUUGUCGGAAAAAGUGGUACCCAAUUUAGAAGUUAUUCCCAAUGGAGCGACUGCAGACGCUUCGGUGACGGAAUCGAACGAAGAAAACGCUUCCAACGCUGAGGAUGAUGAAGGCUUUGAAGAGGAAGAAGGUGAUGAGAGCGAAGAGGAAGAAAAUGACGAGGAGGAGGACGAAGGCGAGGACGAAGGCGAGGACGAAGGUGAAAUUCCCGCAGUAGCUGCAAGCGAUACACCAAAAGACAAACCAGAUGCCACAGCGAAAGAAAACAAACAAACCGCCAAGGAUGAAGCACAUAACAAAGACGGUCAGGCAACACUGGAUACCGUUCCGGAGUUUGUGUCCCAGAAAAAAAGCGAUCAACCAGAAAGUGGUGAGGUGGAAAUAAAAGAGAACGGUUCCGACCCGGAAUUAACAACACCGCGCCCUGUCGUUUCCGUGUCCGCAGAACCUAUAAAGCCCUUAGGGCAAAAUCCGCCAGAUGAGCCUCCCAACCAGGCGAGCGAAAUGAAACCGGGUAAUGUCACACUUGAAAGUCCGCAGGCGGUUGGAAUAGAAUUGGAACAGAUACAAAACGCCACUGACUCUGAUGAAACUGAUGCGUCCGCUGAAACUGCACCAGAAUUAAAACUGGAGCAGGUUCGGGAAGCAAAUACAUUGCAAUUGAAUGAGGAAACUGUUCACCAAGCGCCAUCCGACUCCGAUAAUGAAAACCGAACAUUAGAAGACAAUUCAAAAGGCGAGGGAACAAAAGUAACAGAAGAAGAGAUUGCUUCAACAUCUACAGCCCCCGAGCUGGGUGACGCGCAAAUUGCCGACAUGGCAAGCGAGGAACUAACUACGCCUCUUCCCGCAGUUAGUAGUGAAAUAGUAGAGCCACCUACCACAGUCGAACCAACCGUCACAAGUGCUCAGCCUACUCACCCCACUCGCAUCCUUAGCGGUGGAUUGGGUAACUUACUCGCUAACAGCCAUCAUCACCACCACCAUCAUCACCAUCAUCAUAAUCAUCCUCAUCACAGUCACAAUGAGCAACCCUCUCGGGAUAGUAACCCGAGAGAAACCGUUACCAUGGAAACGGUUGGCACUACACAUCUUCAUUUCCCCGGUCAGGGAGAGAUGACGCCACCGGAGACCACAACUACCACCGCACCACACGGCAGCCCGCUGGACUCUACAAAUGACAAUCCUACCGAAGGCGAACUACCAAACAAAGAAGCGAAAGGAUAUUGUGACAGUGAAAUUGCAAGCUGUGAUACGCCAAAACAUCGCCAUACGCCACCGUUCGCAGAAUCAGUGCAGCGCUCGAACGGCGGAGAAGGAUUUAUGCAGCCGCUGGAAGAAACCGUUCAGGGCGAACCAAGCGAAGACCCAUUCAAACAGUCUCCGGUCGAGGAUGGCAGCAGCCCGGCACAAAGUGGCGCCCAAGAGGCACAAGAACCGAUGGAAGAUUAUGUGGAAGCCUUUUUACGCGAGGCCAUCAAGCUAAGCGAUCUCAUUCUGAUGCUGUCGUUCACUUCUUUCACGCUACUAGUGUUUUCCCUUGGGCACUAUUUGAUAAACAAAAACCGACGUGAAAAGCCGCUGAUAUACAAGCUAAACAUGGUUGAGCGCGAUCUGAUGACGGCACACAAGGAAACGGCGCUGCUCCGAGCGGAACUGCACGACACAAAGUACAAGCUGACCAGCAUCGAAAACAAUUCGUUCGGUUCAAACGACAUGGUGAUUGCACUGAAGGCCGACCUCGAAGCGGCCGAAGCGACCAAACAGGAUCUGCAGGAUCAGAUUGCGGGGCUGGAGAAGGAGCUGGAAAAUGCGGCCGAGGCGGGACUAGAGCUGAACAAGAUGGUGGCCGAACUUUUGAAUCAAAACGGUAGCGAUUCGAUUGCGCUCAGCGUGGAGGAAUUGCAGCGCCAGUUGAACGAACAGCAGCAAACGAUACUGUCCAUGAACGCGUCGCUGGCGGAGAAGAGCCGGGAAAACAGUGAACUGCAAAUUGCGAUUGCGCAGCAAACGGUCAAAUCCACCGACCGCAUCGAUGAGCUGGAGCGACAGGGAAAGGAACUGGCCAACCGUCGCGGACAACUGGAGGUGGAAGCGGAACAGCUAAAGUCAGAACUUCAGCAAAAGUUGGACGGACUACGGAAAGAAAACGGAGCAGAGAUCGAACGGUUAACAAAAGAACUAAAAUUCACGCAGAGUAAGGCAGACGAGACCCGCAAGACGCUUGCAGCAUCGGAAGCGAAGUGUGAUGCUUUGGAGCAAUGCCUAAAAGAAGUCAAAUCGUCAGACGGCCACGUUGGUAACGCUGCUGGUUUAAUCGACAUAGUGGAACUGAAGGCAAAAAUUACUGUACUAACGAAUGAAAAGGCAUCCUUACAAGACAAGCUGCAGGGCGAAACGAUUGCGCGGCAACUGGUAGAAGAUCACAUGAAAAUGGUGAAUGAGGAAAUAUCCAGUCUAAAGCGAGACUUUGGAAAGGCGGAAAAGGAUAAACUAGAAGCAGAAACGAGGCUUGAGGUGCUGUCGUCAUACUUCAAGGAAAAGGAAACUCAAUUGCAAAAAGAGCUCAGCGUAAAGGAAGCGAUGUGGAUGAAACAGCAGGGCGAAACAACCAGCACGGUAGAAAAAAUCCGUCACAUGCAGGAUGAAACGCAACAGCUCAAAUCGCAAAACGACAAGCUCCGGGCAGAAAUUGAGGCACAAGCAGCUGCUCACAAGGCACAGUACACUACACUCGAAACGCGCUCACACGAUGCCUGGCUUGCCACACGCCAAGCGGAACGGAGACUGGAAGAAGCGCGCAGUGAAUCGAGUGCUCUCAGGCGUAAGCUGACCGCCUUGGGCGAUGUUUCCGCUUCCAGUGGUACGGCGCAUGCGUAUGAUUGUGGAUCGACUACUUCAUUCAAACUAACACCUGAUUUUUUCUCUCUCUUGUCGCUUACAGAUGGUAUAAUAAGUUUGCCAAACGCAUCCAUCACCCAAACCGACCUCGGACUGACGGCUCCCUCGCCGAUAAGAGUCGAGUCCCCGAACGCACCGCCACCAAUGAUGGGUGUGCUACCACCGCCUCCGUUUAUGCCUCCGUUUAUGCCUGGUCCUCCGCCACCAUUCAUGCCACCGUUUAUGCCGCCUCCUCACGGACCUGGCGAAAUGAGGCCCCCACCACUGGGGCGUCUGAUGUCACCACCGCCCAAUCGGUACUCACCAAACAGCAUAAUCGAUGCCCGGGAUCGUUAUAGUCCCGACCGAGGAAGAUAUUCGCCGGACAGUCGAUACGAUUAUUCGGUUAUGUCGACGUACGAAACCGAAAACGACUUCAGUCCUCCACCGUCGCCGCCGCACCAUUCGCGGCACUCGAACUACGACCGCGAGUGGGAUCGGGACCAUGAUCGUGACCGCGAUCGAGGCCGUGAUCGAGACCAAAGCUUCAAGGAACGCGAUCGGGAUCGGGGUAGUGAUCGCGAUCGUGAUCGUGAUCGAGAUCGAGAUGGACGCGCUAGUGGAAAUGGAGGCUACGCGAGAGGGUUCACGCCAACCCGAAUGCGCACAUCGCCUCCGAUACAGGAUCCUAGGAACAAAAAAUAUGCAGGAGGUUUCAGUUCCGGGUCACAGGAUUCGCUCGGAACACGCAAAAGUUCGGGCAAAUAUAAAGGAGGAACAAAGGCAAAUACAUAAAGGAGUUCCCCAACAUUGAAGGCAGUAUCGUGAACGUCGCCACACCACGAUAGCAUGGGUUGUAGUAACAAAACAUAGUUUGUUUUACUAUUGAAAGUUUCAUUUAAUUACAUUACGUGCAUUUGCACACGCAACACGUAACGUGACGCAACCCAUAGAUAGAACUUUCAGAAUUUGUGUGAUGAACCUGCAGACCAUUCGCCGUUCUUAACAGUAAAGCACCGCAACCAACCUUUCAACAAGUCGGCGUGCAAAACAGUGUCAAAAUGCUAUCCGGAAUA